AUGGUGAGUGUGUGGAGGGUAUGUUCGGCCGAGCUUAUGGAGAAGGAGAGAAGAAGUUGUGGAGUGGAUGAAGAUGAUAAGUGUUUAAGAUACUCUGUGGUGUUUGUGCCGUUCACUGGUAUAGACAAUCAUCACUGCAAUGUUACAUUUGGUGCAGCAUUGUUGGCGUCGGAAACUGCUGAUACGGAUAUUUGGUUGUUAAGAGUUUUUCUAAAAGCUGUUGGUUCUCAACCAAAAGUUGGUGUUAGGCUAUGCAAUUCCACCAAUUUUAAAGAACAUAUUUGUGGUGUUCUGUGGACGGAUAUUCUCACACCUAAAGAGUUUGAAUCAGAAAGGGAAGCGGUUAUUGCAGAAUUCAAUUUAGAAGAUAGUGUCUGGCUAUCUGAUAUUUUUGCACUUAGGGAAUCUUGGAUCCCUGCAUACUAUAGAAUGGAGCAUAUGUCUGGUUUUAUGCGAAAGACAUCCAGGUCGGAGAGUGAGAAUCAUUUUUUUGGUCAAGUGUGCAAUUCGAAAGCUACUCUUGUUGAGUUCAUGACGCAUCAUGAGACUGCAAUAGAAGCACAGCGUCACACACAUCGUAAAAAUGAUCAUGAAUCUCGAUACAAAAGACCCCAGUUGAAGAGUAGUUACAAAUUGUUGGAAGGGCAAGCUGUUGAUAUAUACACAAAAAGUAUUUUUUGUGAUGUUCAAGCUGAGCUUAUUGGAGUUGCGGAUUGCAUAAAUCAAUGUUACGAAGAUCAGCCUGAUGAGUUUGUUAAGUUUUACGUAAAUGACUUCCAACAGCUUUACAAACAUUCUAUGCAUGGCGUUAUAGAGAUAUUGUUUUUGGCGUUUUUCAGGGAAUUUCCAAAACAAUACAUUCUGAAUAGAUGGCACAAAGAGACCUCUCCAAACUUCUCUCCUGAAUUCUCAAUUAGUCGUGAAUAUAUGACCGAGCUUGAUCCUGAUGUGCAAAAGGAGCUCUCCUUAUACAAGGAGGAUGUUCAAUCUUAUAUGAAGAAGGUUCAAGAUAUGCAGAUUGUUGCUCCUCCCGCUAGUUCUAGGGAUAGAUUUGCCGAGAUAACUGGUCAAUAUAAAAACGACAAGAAUCCGAUAGGAGUCCCUGUAGGUUAUAAAUCCAAAGGUUCUGGUUCUCGGAAGCGCAUGAAAUCUAAACAGGAGAUAGCAAUCGACAAAAAGAAAUCAAAAUCGAAACAUGGGGCCAAAAAAGACAGUGUCAGAACUGCAAAGCCUAUGGACACUACGCAUCAACAUGCAAACAGAUCGUAA
Messenger RNA from Helianthus annuus (common sunflower), 1269 nucleotides. RefSeq names its product protein FAR1-RELATED SEQUENCE 5-like. Lineage: Eukaryota; Viridiplantae; Streptophyta; Magnoliopsida; Asterales; Asteraceae. The transcript is spliced from 6 exons. The record is from RefSeq and is a predicted model, not a curated record. Gene Ontology annotation, biological process: regulation of DNA-templated transcription. Bases 1 to 1269 code for a protein of 422 amino acids.